UCUCACCUUGGAAUCCAUCACAACCGACCUCCGAUCCACUUCUGCUCACCAGACACUGCUAAGCUAGCUAGCUGCUUUACACUUCACUCACUAGUCACUAGCAGCUUGAUCAUUCGACGAUCAGUGAGUGUUAUCAUAUACAGUCGUAGCUGCAAUAUUAAUAUAUAUAUGGCUCGCCUCUCCGCCGUUGUCGCCGUCGUCCUGGUGGCUGCGCUGGUGGCGGCUGAGACCGCUUCGGCUGCGGUGAGCUGCAGCCAGGUGACGUCGGCCGUGGCGCCGUGCCUGGGGUACGCCAUGGGCAGCUCGGCGUCGCCCUCGCCGGCGUGCUGCAACGGGGUGAGGUCGCUCAACAGCCGGGCGUCGUCGACGGCGGACAGGCAGGCGGCGUGCGCCUGCCUCAAGAGCAUGGCGGGGAGGCUGGGUGGCAACAUGGGCAACGCCGCCGCCAGCAUCCCCAGCAAGUGCGGCGUCAACGUCGGCGUGCCAAUCAGCCCAAACGUCGACUGCGCCAAGAUUAACUGAGACGAAGGAUGAUGGAUGCUCAGCUCUCUAUCGUCUUUGGGUAUGAUGUCCGCCAACAAGAGCAGAGAGCAGUCGUUUAAUUUACAACCUCUUCCUUUUACAUUUGUACAACACCACGCACCACCUGUGUACGUCGUCGUGUAUGUACAACAAUAAUCUUCUCUCUGCUUAUGUGUUUGCUGGGUCUCUGUUUUCAUGUACUACUACCAUGAUGCUGCUGCUACUGCUUGUUAUAGGCAGGUCAGGCAGCUCUCCGCUCAAUCAAUAAACUUUUUUCUGUAUACCUACAUGCA
This is a messenger RNA of Panicum virgatum (switchgrass), 815 nucleotides long. RefSeq names its product non-specific lipid-transfer protein 3-like. The transcript has 2 exons. The record is from RefSeq and is a predicted model, not a curated record. Gene Ontology annotation, biological process: lipid transport. Bases 169 to 522 code for a protein of 117 amino acids. Gene Ontology annotation, cellular component: membrane. Gene Ontology annotation, molecular function: lipid binding. NCBI's taxonomy places the organism in Eukaryota, Viridiplantae, Streptophyta, Magnoliopsida, Poales, Poaceae.